AUUAAGGGAAGUUUCAGAGAAGCUAAACAAGUACAAUUUAAACAGCCACCCCCCUUUGAAUGUAUUGGAACAGGCCACUAUUAAACAGUGUGUCGUGGGACCAAAUCAUGCUGCGUUUCUUCUUGAGGAUGGUAGAGUCUGCAGGAUUGGUUUUUCAGUUCAACCAGACAGAUUGGAAUUGGGUAAACCUGAUAAUAAUGAUGGUUCAAAGUUGAACAGUGGCUCAGGGGCAGGAAGGACAUCCAGGCCAGGCAGGACUAGUGACUCCCCAUGGUUUCUGUCUGGUUCUGAAACUCUGGGCAGACUGGCAGGCAACACCCUUGGAAGCCGCUGGAGUUCAGGGGUUGGUGGAAGUGGAGGAGGAUCUUCUGGUAGAUCAUCUGCUGGAGCUCGAGAUUCUCGAAGGCAGACCAGAGUAAUACGCACAGGACGAGAUAGAGGAUCUGGGCUGCUGGGGAGUCAACCACAACCAGUGAUUCCAGCAUCAGUCAUUCCAGAGGAACUCAUUUCACAGGCACAAGUUGUUUUACAAGGCAAGUCCAGAAGUAUUAUUAUUCGGGAACUCCAGCGAACAAAUCUUGAUGUAAACCUUGCUGUAAAUAAUUUGUUGAGUCGUGAUGAUGAAGAUGGAGAUGAUGGGGAUGACACAGCAAGUGAAUCAUAUCUUCCUGGAG
Messenger RNA from Merops nubicus (carmine bee-eater), 674 nucleotides. RefSeq names its product E3 ubiquitin-protein ligase UBR5-like. The record is from RefSeq and is a predicted model, not a curated record. Gene Ontology annotation, molecular function: ubiquitin binding. Gene Ontology annotation, biological process: protein polyubiquitination; DNA damage response; regulation of double-strand break repair. Gene Ontology annotation, cellular component: nucleus. The annotation marks the transcript as partial. Lineage: Eukaryota; Metazoa; Chordata; Aves; Coraciiformes; Meropidae. The transcript is spliced from 6 exons.